Molecule: messenger RNA, 261 nt
Organism: Lodderomyces elongisporus
Lineage: Eukaryota; Fungi; Ascomycota; Pichiomycetes; Serinales; Debaryomycetaceae
Gene: ACB1
Product: long-chain fatty acid transporter
Exons: 2
Coding region: 1-261 (86 amino acids)
Biological process (GO): fatty acid metabolic process
Molecular function (GO): fatty-acyl-CoA binding
Source: RefSeq, a predicted model, not a curated record
AUGGUUUCCGCAGAAUUUGAACAAAAAGCUAACACAGUAUCAAACUUGUCCAAGAGACCAAGCGAUGAUGAGUUAUUGAAACUUUACGGUUUGUACAAGCAGGCUACAGUGGGUGACAACACAACUGACAAGCCAGGCACUUUUGAUUUUAAAGGUAAGUACAAGUGGCAAGCAUGGAAAGAUUUGGAAGGUACCUCCCAAGAAGACGCCGAGAAGAAAUACAUUGAAUUGGCCGAUGAAUUGAUCAGCAAGUACAACUAA